Fusarium verticillioides 7600 is the source of this 1161-nucleotide messenger RNA. RefSeq lists its product as hypothetical. NCBI's taxonomy places the organism in Eukaryota, Fungi, Ascomycota, Sordariomycetes, Hypocreales, Nectriaceae. The coding region runs from base 506 to 1009 and encodes 167 amino acids. The transcript has 2 exons. The record is from RefSeq and is a predicted model, not a curated record.
GCUGCAUCGAGAUAUGUCGAGGAGGAAUAAAGUGAAUAAAUAAUGCGGCAUCGUACAGAAUGUAUGGUAUAUGGUCCUAAGCUCGCGUCUAAGGCCCUUGCCGACGGCCCGUGUGACGUGGCAGAUCGCCCACUAGUUCAUCAAUAGUCUCCCUCUGCCGGUUCGUCGCUAUCACAAUCUGGUAAGGCUAACGUCACGAUAGCCUUCAGCUCUCAGCUCGAUCGACCCAAACAAGACAUGAGCAACACUUCAGGAAGUCCAAGAGCUGAUCACGUACCAUUCAGGGUUUUUGUCUCAACUUGAAUUGAGUACCAUUCGCUGGGCGAUUCUCACCGAUGCGGGGCUGGCCUCAAUUGAGGUCCAAGCAACUGAUACAUGCACAGAACUGUCAUAUUCAGCCAGCCACUUUUAUACGCUUUGAAAUGAUCGACAAUGAAGUCUUGAUCGUCGAUGUUGAGAAGGGAGACUGAAAGGUAUAAGAAGGGCAGAAAUACACUGCAGUGUAAUGGCAGCCUUACAUCUUUGUCUCCGUUAUAUCCAAAGCCAUACAAGUGUAACCUACUGUAUCGCACAAGUCACCGUAGCUACAAUGCUUCUCAAGAUCCUUGUUUCCAUCACAGCUGCCGUUGCAGUCACAGCAUCAGCACUCGACAAACCAGUUGGCGCUUCUGGCUGUCGAUGGGAGGGCACAGCUCCCUACUGUGACGGCGAGUGCGAACCUGGCUGGACCGAGAGAGGACGCAGUCAAUGCGGCGAUGGCAGCUGCUGUUGGACAGGCAGCAAAGCCCUCUGCUGUGAAGACGAGGAUGCCGUCCAGAAAUUGGUGCAGCAGCAGGACAAAGUUGGCGCUUCUGGCUGUCGAUGGGAGGGCACAGCUCCUUACUGCGAAGGCGAGUGCGAGCCUGGCUGGAGUGAGAGGGGACGCAGUCAAUGUGGAGAUGGUAGCUGCUGUUGGACUGGCAGCAAGGCCCUGUGCUGCGAAGAUGACGAUGCCAACCGGGAUCUCUAGAUUAGUUACCUAGUAUUGGGAAGCAAAUCCAACUCUGUAUGUAGCUAUUAUGGUGAUUCUGUGGCAAUGUACUCUACUAUAAUACCAUGCUAUGUACGACAAGUGCCGUAAGUGCAGUCACUUUGGUAGGUAGUUUUGAUCAAGAAGUGAUU